AUGAUAUUACUUUCACUAUUUUCUCCCCAUUGGUGGCUACUAGGUCUUUCAAUACUGAGCUUAUCUUCUUCGUCGUCAAGUUCGAGUGAUAAUAGUGGAACUGACAAUAAGAAUGAUGGAUUACUACUUAUUGACAAAUAUCUGAAACCCUUUGAUUUGGAGCUCCACAACUUUCCAGACACUGGAAGAGGAAUUCGAACACUAGUAGAUCGGUCACCGGGAGAUAUACUGCUACAAGUUCCAGUCGAGGAUACGAUCAUCGCUGACAUUAACAAUGUCACUAAAACUUCUCGAAAUGAAUACUACAACUCACUUUCACAAGAGCAACAACUCGCCUUGACCGUGCUUUAUCAUUUACGAUCAGGAGGAGAUGACCAGCGGGAUGACAAUCAUCGUCACCCAUAUGUCUCCACAAUACUUCCCAAAGAGCAUUAUGCCAUUUGGAAUUUGCCCGAAUCCAUAUGGGACGACCUAGAACUCCCACGAUGCUAUCGAGAAACCUUGUUGGCGACCCGUCAAAUGGUGCAAGCCUUUGCGUAUUCAUCGUUGGCGAAAGAUGGUGGCGGCAGUGGCAGCUAUGAUGAUAGGGUUUGGGCAUUUUCCAUGGUGCGAUCCCGAUCCAUUGCGGUACCUGAACUCGAACCAUCAACAAUGAAUACAAAUCAGGAGCAGCAGGAUGAGUCAUCCACAGUUCCGAUUGCCUUGAUUCCAGGAUUGGAUCUAUUCAAUCAUCAAUUGAACGCCGGCACGCUUUUACAACAACAGCAACAGAAACAAAAUUCAAACGAUGAUGGUGACACCACCACCAUCAAUACCUGGACAUUGACGUCGGCCAAGUCAUAUUCUGCUGGAGAUCAAAUACAUCUUUCGUAUGGGGACGAAAAGGACAACUGGAAGCUGUUAUUGACCUAUGGCUUUUGUUUGCCAAAGGGCAAGGUUGAUCCAAUCAUCUUUUGGACGUGGCAGGAUCUAUUGGAAGCGGCGGGUGCAGUCCGACCAGAAAUCUUUCCGGUUCGGGUCCAACAAUCACUCGUGCAACAUCCGCAAUUGUACGAGACCUACACUGUCCUUAGUGAACAACGUGCCACAUUUUCUUACAAUGGAAAGACAAAAGAACCAAGAGAAUCUUUGGUGACUGGACUGCAAAUGAUGGAAAACUUGGCGGUUCAGCUAGUUGGAGAACAGCCACGCGAAAAUGAAUCAUUGGGAAACGACAUUCUGAAGCAUCUUUUGGAGAAUCGAAGAAGCGAAUUGAAAACAUCCAUAGAGUCGGUUCGAUCGGCAUUGCUACAAAUAAAAGAAGAAUCGUCAUCAUCAUCAUCAUCAUCGAAAGGGUCGCCAGCAACGAACAAUAAGGAAUGGUUGCCAUUCCUUUCAUCGCUGAAGCUUGUGUUGGAAGAAGAAUCCAAAUGCAUAAAAUGA
Molecule: messenger RNA, 1422 nt
Organism: Cylindrotheca closterium
Lineage: Eukaryota; Bacillariophyta; Bacillariophyceae; Bacillariales; Bacillariaceae
Source: the annotation of a GenBank genome assembly